GUGAUGAGAUCAUUGACGGGAUGUCGGCACACUCUGUUCGCUCGAUCGAUGCGUCACGCGUGCAAGGGAGAUCGAACAGGCUUCAUGAACACUGUUGCUGUCAUCCUCGCGCCGCAUUCCUGGCCUACUAAAUGUGUUCCGGAGCGCGCAGGCCCUGUAUCUGCGAGCGUCCGACAGCGAAUGUGGGCUCGGACAAACUAUGGCACGGACCACUUCGGCAGCACGUAACGCUUGCACACGGCAGCACGGUGGGAGACAGGCAGCCCAGACCCACUCUGGCAGGCCGUAUGCGAGGCAAUCUGCGAUUCAACGGCUUCCCCGCGCUCUCAGUGUUGAUUCACAGGCUUGCUUUCUGCCAAGGACCGUCCGCAUCUGUCCAGUCUGCGUCCGGCCAUGCUGCCUCUUCUUCGACAGAACCGCUCCCCUUCGCGCCCCGUUCUGUUCACUACUUAUAUCCCUCCUCGUCCUCCGCCCUCUGUCUCUCCCAGCUCCCCGUCAAUCACCUGCCUGGGUUCAUCCCGACUUCGUGGCUUCCCGCAUCCCCGAAUUGCGGGAUCACGCCUUCCCGUUUCGCCGCACUCCGCUCUUCACACCCGCGGACACAGUGUCUGUCAUGCAGCUCUCGACCCCAGCAUGGCCCUUGGCUCCAUUCGUGGAUGUCGAUCCAUCCACCAUCCAAGCCCUCGUCAAAAUUGCCGCCCUCAUCGUCACCGGUCUCUCGGUGCACGUAUCGCUCUCGCCACCCAACCCACCCGCGCCUCCGAAGGUGCGACUUGCUGCUGCACGGAAAACAUUUUUUGAGCGCUGCGUUCGAUGGGUUACUUUCUGCAGUAAGGUGAGCAGGCCGUCCGGUCGUACCUAGCUCGCCGAUUCCACAAGUGUUUCUUUGCCUGACGGGGCACCCCGCAUAUGGCAAGUGCUUUCUCCGUCGAUCCGCCACAAUUCUGUGGCGGAUGUUCUCAGCCCAGGGAGUAAGCUAUUC
Molecule: messenger RNA, 982 nt
Organism: Fomitopsis serialis
Lineage: Eukaryota; Fungi; Basidiomycota; Agaricomycetes; Polyporales; Fomitopsidaceae
Exons: 2
Coding region: 132-839 (235 amino acids)
Source: RefSeq, a predicted model, not a curated record